Molecule: messenger RNA, 430 nt
Organism: Salvelinus namaycush (lake trout)
Lineage: Eukaryota; Metazoa; Chordata; Actinopteri; Salmoniformes; Salmonidae
Product: unique cartilage matrix-associated protein-like
Exons: 5
Coding region: 1-381 (126 amino acids)
Biological process (GO): regulation of osteoblast differentiation; embryonic skeletal system development
Cellular component (GO): extracellular matrix
Source: RefSeq, a predicted model, not a curated record
AUGUACAGCACAACCUCGGUAUCUCAGGAGGUAGACAGUGCAGCUGUCCCCGAUGAUAAGGGCACUACCAAGGCAACCGACCCGAGAGGUCCACUGAGGGAGAUCUUCAUGCCCGAGGCCGAUGCAGCAAACUUCUUCAGACGCCGCAGCAGGAGAGCUGCCAAGUCUCAGGACGAAAUUGACGCUGAACAGAGACAGGUGCUGGCUGCAGAUAAGCGGAAGAGAGAGAACCAUGAGGAACAGAUGAAUGAGUUUGAGAACUACGCUGAGGAGGAGCAUGACGAGCAAGACGAGAGAACCCGGGAGAGCACCGAGCAGUGGCGAGAGUUCCACUAUGACGGCCUGCAUCCCCCCCAGGAGUACAACCGCCAGUCUACCUGAGACAUCACCGCCCUACUGGAGAACAGUGGUAUUACAGCAGGCAGGACAC